AUGUCGAUUACAAAUACACAUUUGUUAAAUCCUUCGCCAUAUAGCAGCAUGAUUAAAAAAUAAACUAAUGGUAAUUAGUCUCAAUCAUCUUUGAAGGUAUUAUUAAUUGUAUUUCAUAUACUAGAACUUUUAAAACGUAGUUCCAUAGAUUAAUGUGUAAAUCAAAAAUCAGAUGUAAUUAAAUUUUAAUUGUUAAACUUAAAGAGAAUACAAAAAUCGAUAAUCUGAACUAGAGACUAAAAAAAAACAAUAAUCUCCAAAUGUUUAAAAAUUCAGCUAAGCAAAAAAUAACAAUUUUGUUUCAGGAUAUUAUUCGAAUGGAAGCGCUUAAUAAAAAAACAUUAACUUAAUUAAGCAAUAAAUUUGUUAUUAAUUAAAUUCUGUUUAAGAUUUAAAAAAAGGAGCAUUAGAUGAGAAAAAAGGUCUAAAAAAAUAAUCAAAAACAAAGUCUUCUGAAUAAUUAUUAUCAAAAUCACAUAAAAUAACUACAGAACCUGCUUAGAAAACAUAAAACAAUUAAAAUUUGAUAAAUAAAAUUAAAGAGUAGUCAACUUAAUAAAAGAAUGGAAGUUUAAGCAACCCUAUCGAAUUUAAUUUUAAAAAAUUACUUCAAAAAUAUCAUUUAACUUUAAAUAAAGCUAAAAGUACUGAUAGAUUAAAAAACCUUAAUCAGCAAGAUUUUUUGAAAGAAUCUUUUAGAUAAAAGGAAUAAUAACAAGUGACAUUAUAACAUUAUAUUAACAUUCAACUUUAUGAUAAAGAAAAAACAUUAGAAAUGAAAUAUGAUUGUUCAGAAAAGACAACAGAUUAAUUAAUUUAAUAUUUAAUUGAAAUUUGUUAAGAUAGUAUAUAUAUUAUUAUUAACACAAGAUGAGAAUGUAAUAGGAUUUUCAUCGGUAGAUAAUAACAUUGCAGUUGAAUACUAUAUAAGUCUUAAAAAUAAAGAUUUGAUGAUUUUGGAUAAGUAAACUAUUAAAUUAUAGCCACUUUAUCCUGAAUACACUUAAAAAUUAUCAUUAAAAAGCUUCCAUUUUUUAUUAUGUGUAGGAAUUGGAGGAUUUUCAAGAGUAUAUUUGGUUAGAUCAAAAAAUAAUGGUAGAUUUUUAGCAUUGAAAUUGAUAUCAAAAUAAUUUAUAAUAGAACAUUAAAAAUAACAGAUUGUAUAAAAUGAAAGAGAUGUUAUGGUAUAAUUAAAUUUAAGUGAUUAAUAAAUGCCUAAAUAAUUUAUAUGUCAAUUAGAAUGUGCAUUUGAAACUAAACAUUGGGUAUGUUUUGGUAUGGAAUAUUGUCCUGGAGGUGAAUUAUUCAAUCAAUUAAGAAAAGUUUAGAGAAUGAAUUAAGAUUAAGCAAAAAUCUACUUUGUUGAAGUUUGUAUUGCUAUAGCAUUUUUGCAUAGUUAAAAUGUAUUAUAUAGAGAUGUAAAACCAGAAAAUAUAUUAAUUGAUGAGUAUGGACAUUUAAAAGUAGCAGAUUUUGGAUUAGCUAAACCUAAUAUGGGUUAAUUUGAUGAAGCAUAUUCCUUUUGUGGUUCACCAGAAUAUAUGGCACCAGAAAUGUUAUAAUAAUAAGGACAUACAUUUGCAGUUGACUAUUAUUGUUUAGGAGCAUUACUUUAUGAAUUAUUAACAGGACUUCCUCCAUUUUAUUCAAAAAAUACAGAUGAAAUAUUUUAAAGCAUUUUAAAUGAUGAUUUACAAUUUCCUGUAAAGGUUUGUUCUCCUGAAGCUAAAGAUUUAUUAAGAAAAUUAUUACAUAAAGAUCCUAAUUAGAGAAUGGGUAAUAGAGAAGGAAUUUAAGAUAUAUUAGGACAUUAAUUUUUUGAUGAUGUAAAUUUAAUUGACAUUUUAAAAAGAAAAAUUUAACCUCCUUUUUUGCCAAAUUUAAUUAAAUUUAAUUUUGAUCCAAAAGAAUUCAAAUAAGGAGAAUAAUAAUUUAAUUAAGAAUUAUAGAAAUCAUUAUAAAGUGAUUAAGAAACAUAAUUUGAACCUAUGUUUGAAAAUUUCUAUUUUAUAGGUGAGACUUUAAAAACAAAGAAACCAAAAUUUGAAAAAUAAACAAAUAGACCUUAAUCAUUGAUUGAAGCUCAAUAAGAUACAAUGAUGACUGAUAGAAUAGAUAAGAAUUUACAUUCUAAUAAUUCUGCAAAUUUAGGUUUAAAGAGGGGAUUUUCAGCUAAGUAAUUUUAGAUAGAACAUUCUUAAAAGAUUGAGGAAUUGAAAAAAAGGAUAUAAUAAUAAAAUACUUAAGUAAAAUCAUACAUUGAUCCAUUUGAUCAUUUAGCUGUAAAUUAAUUAAUUUAUUAAAAUAAAGCCAAAACUUCAAGAUUAAAAAAUAAUAAAUGA
Molecule: messenger RNA, 2342 nt
Organism: Paramecium pentaurelia
Lineage: Eukaryota; Ciliophora; Oligohymenophorea; Peniculida; Parameciidae
Source: the annotation of a GenBank genome assembly